GUGACCGACUGAAGUAUGACGGCCGAGGGACACCCAGAUCAGCGUCCCGGGGAGACCAGGGGUUAAAACAAGAGCGUUAUAUACGGAGUAGAGGACACCCCUUCUAUUCCACUAUGGUUCGUCUUUGGUCUUCAGCAAACUGUGAUGUGUAUAACCGGCACACUGUCCAUCCCGUUCCUCAUCACCCGCCAGAUCUGUGCCUCCCACCUGACUGAUGUCACAGCCAGACUCCUCAGCGUGUCCUUCUUCAUGUGCGGCGUAGCCACUCUCUUGCAGGACACCAUCGGUAUAAGACUGCCAAUCAUCCAGGGAGGAUCGCAUACAUUUAUUCCGCCGAUCGUCGCCAUGAUGUCGCUGAAGAAAUGGGAAUGUCCCCCAGAUGACAUUGCUGCUGGAAACGAAACGAUGGAAGCAGCAUGGAUGCCACGAAUACGAGAGAUUCAAGGAAACCUGAUGCUAGCCUCUCUGACUCAAGUCGUCCUAGGGUGUACAGGGCUUAUCGGUUUCCUUCUCAGAUUCAUCGGACCCCUCACCAUCGCACCUACUAUCUCCCUAAUCGGUCUGUCGUUAACCGUUGUGGUCAACGACUUCAGCAAGUCUCACUGGGGUGUGGCGUUUCUGUCCAUGAGUCUGAUUCUGAUGUUUUCGCUGUUCCUGGGUCGCUUCAAGCCGCCCGUGCCUUCCUUCACACGGGCUAAAGGUUGCCAUAUCUCAAGAUAUCCCAUCUUUCAACUAGCUCCGGUAUUGCUGGCUAUCGGCCUGUCCUGGCUAUUCUGUCACGUGCUCACCAUCACUGAUGUCUUUCCCAACAACGCCACGUCGCCAGGGUAUCUUGCCCGCACGGAUGCCGCUUCUAGACUGGAGGCCAUCGACAAUGCACCCUGGUUUUACUUCCCAUAUCCAUUCCAAUUCGGAAUGCCGACCUUCAGUGCUGCAGGAUACGUUGGCCUACUUGCUGCAACCAUCAGUUCAGUGAUUGAAUCUAUUGGAGAUUAUUUUGCUGCGGCAAGAGUAUCGGACGCUCCACCUCCCCCACCCCACGCUAUAAACAGGGGAAUAGCAAUAGAGGGAUUUGGGAGUAUAAUCUCUGGACUUGUGGGGGCGGGACACGCAACAACGUCAUACAGCGGCAACGUUGGCGCCAUUGCUGUGACAAAGGUUGCCAGUCGACGAGUGUUCCAAACUGCCGGCGUUUUGUUGGUCCUGUGUGGCCUUGUUGGCAAAUUUGGAGCUGUAAUAACUUUAAUACCGGAACCUAUCAUCGGGGGUCUAAAUGCUGUACUUCUCGGUAUGGUAGCAGCUGUUGGAAUCUCCACCCUCCAGUACACUGACCUCUCGUCGUCCCGAAAUCUCACGAUACUUGGUCUUUCAUUAAUGCUGGGGCUAGGCAUCCCUCAGUGGGUAUACGCAAAUCCAGACGCAAUAGAUACAGGCUAUACGGAACUGGAUCAAGUCAUCAACGUUCUUCUCGGCACAGCCAUGUUUGUUGGUGGAUUCAUUGGAUGUGUGCUUGACAACAUUGUACCAGGAACCCCGGAAGAGCGAGGGCUGACUAAAUGGCGACAGAAGCUUGUUGGAACAAGCGACGGACCGUCACAUGUGGAUGAGAUGAAAAUGUACGACUUUCCGUUCAUCAUGAAGUAUCUGAGACGUAUAGCCUGCUGUGCAUACAUACCAUUCAUGCCGACGUUUAGCAAGAACAUUUGCACCGCGAAAAACAAUGACGAUGAGCAUGAAAAUGUUGAAAAACAGCCAAACAAUGAACCUGCCGAGAUUAAGGUUGCUGAACAGCGCCUUUGAAUAUUUGGGUACAUAUUGAAGGUUCGUUUAUUGUUUGGACCUGGCUUUGCGGAUGUACAUGUACUCAUUUUAACAAACCUUAUAUCUAUAGAUAUAUAUUUUUCUAUCAGUUAUACAUCACUGUGAAACAUAAUACCGUAUUCAUAUCGAUGUGUCAUUUCGUCCAUGCAAAUUAUACUUACCGGGUAACGUUUCGUAUCAAUAUAUUCUAUUCUGAAAGUCAUGGUCAAUGUGCACUGACACACAUGUGUUGUUAUGUCUUAUUAGAUAUCCGUUGGUCCUGUUCUGAAUCCCUCUGAAACCUGAGCGCAGAUGGUACAAUGUCCGCCCAUCAUAAGCACCUCAAUGCUAUCUACCAAAUGUUAUGACCAGAAUGCUUCGUAUAUGUAACUAAAGCUACGAAAACUGUUGACCCUACAGUUAUCAUUAAUUUCCGUAUUUCAUAUAAUUUGCACAGCAAGUGUGCCCUAUACUCCAAAUGGAAUUUGUUUCGACGGGUAAUCAAUACUGGUUUUCCUGUUGUUUUGACGUUUUACGUUUACAUUUGUAUUAUAUUUAGGUUUAUACAGUCACAAAAUAAAACUUUAAGCCAGGU
Haliotis rubra (blacklip abalone) is the source of this 2395-nucleotide messenger RNA. RefSeq names its product solute carrier family 23 member 2-like. The record is from RefSeq and is a predicted model, not a curated record. The transcript is spliced from 11 exons. Bases 145 to 1800 code for a protein of 551 amino acids. NCBI's taxonomy places the organism in Eukaryota, Metazoa, Mollusca, Gastropoda, Lepetellida, Haliotidae. Gene Ontology annotation, biological process: transmembrane transport. Gene Ontology annotation, molecular function: transmembrane transporter activity. Gene Ontology annotation, cellular component: membrane.